Molecule: messenger RNA, 3444 nt
Organism: Prunus persica (peach)
Lineage: Eukaryota; Viridiplantae; Streptophyta; Magnoliopsida; Rosales; Rosaceae
Product: F-box protein AFR
Exons: 1
Coding region: 895-2037 (380 amino acids)
Molecular function (GO): protein binding
Source: RefSeq, a predicted model, not a curated record
UGAUAAGAUACUUAUCCGCUAAGUGAAAGAUCACAAAAUUAAGAAGUCUUAUUCAAACCAUAAAGAAAUGGGCCUACAACUAUUAUUAUAGUCAUUCUCAUUAAAGCAAAUGGGAUCAUAAGUCUCUCCCAGUAGUUCAUCUUCACACCUAUAUGCAUACCCCACAACUCUCAUCCUUUUAUUCCAAUCAAUCAUCAUGCACCACUAUGCAUCCCCAUUGGAUCAAACCCAGCUCACCCCCAAAAAACAAGUCCUUUACACAUCCUCUUCUUAUUCUUCAUUUUUUUAUUCUUUAAAACCCACAAAUUCAAGUAUUCAGAAAACCAACCACCAAUUUCUGUCUCUCUGUAAAAAGAAACUCUGAACCUGGUUCUACUGAAACUUUCGUUUUGUUGCUGUUUGUUUAAUCCACACAAGUCUUUUUCUUUCGGAUCUGCCGGUGUGUGUUCUCAAGUUUUGUGCCGUCACUCUUUGCCUUACUUUCCGGUUUCUAGAUGCGCGCGCACACAAAAAAACAAGCACCACCCAAUCACCCAAAUGCCUUAAACAAAUCCAAUUUUUAAGAUCAAAUUAAACAAUUGAUCGUCCAUUUUCAAGACCUUUGACGACCCAAUAAUUCUUCCCACCUUUCUCCACAAAGUGAAUCUUUGCUUCGUCAUCACACUCCUUAAUUUGAUCUACUUGAUAUCUUUUUGUCACUAUAAAUAGUCGGAUAUAAUAUGCUACAAGAUCAUCAGCUAGUCCAAGUGUCGAACACCUUAGCUACUCACUCUUAGAUCCAUAUAUUCUCCUAGAAAUUCAAUUUUUAUGACAAUUUCUUCAUCUGGGUAGUUUUAUUUAUACUUCUAGAUUAGAAAUUCGCAGCUUGUUUGUGUUUGUGUUUGAUUUCCAUCAAUGGCGGCUGUGAAAUCGUCAUCUUCAUCGGUAUCAAACCCAGUUUCUGAUCAAUGUUCUGACCAAGAAAGCAGCAACAAAUCUGAGCCAUUAAUUCCUGGGUUACCGGACGAGAUUGCCGAGCUCUGCCUUCUUUACCUUCCCUACCCCUACCAAGCUCUGGUGCGUUCGGUCUCUGCUUCGUGGAACAGAGCCAUCACAGACUCUAGCUUCGUUCGCUGCAAGAAAUCUCUGUCUCUUCCUCUGCCUUAUCUUUUCGUCUUUGCCUUCAACAAAGUGACGUCCAGGAUUCAGUGGCAGGCGCUGGACCCUCGAUCGGGCCGUUGGUUUGUUUUACCUCCCAUGCCGUUCCCCAAGGCCGCCUGCCCACCGGGCUUCGCAUGCACAUCGCUGCCACGUCAGGGGAAGCUCGUUGUCUUGGGCGGCGUGCGGUCAGACUCAGAAUGUUCUACGCGCACCACCAUCGUGUACUGUACGUCUACAAAUCAAUGGUCAAUUGCCGCUCCAAUGCGGACCCCACGAUCAUUUUUUGAGGCGGGAAAUAUCAAUGGUAAGAUCUUGGCGGUUGGCGGUGGUGUGGCCCGCAAUGGUGAUUCGAUUAGGGCUGUAGACUGUUACGACCCUGAAAAUGACACGUGGGCAGCGUCUGCCACGCUGCCCACGAGUCUAGCCAAGUACGACUCCAAUGUGGUGGGAAACAAGAUGUAUGUCACAGAGGGGUGGAUGUGGCCGUUUAUGCUUUCGCCACGAGGCGUGGUUUAUGACCCAGACGAGGACACUUGGCAGGAGAUGAGGCAGGGGAUGAGGGACGGGUGGACGGGGGUUAGCGUGGUGGUGGGUGAGAGGUUGUUGGUCAUAUCGGAGUAUGGGGAUUGUCCGAUGAAGGUGUACGAUCCGGAUGAGGACACAUGGCGGUAUGUGAGUGGGGACAAGUUCCCAUGUGAGGCACUGAGAAGGCCUUUUGCUGCGAGCGGGGUGGAAGGGAACAUAUAUGUGGUGGCAUGUGGGUUGAAUGUGGGAAUAGGAAGGCUGUCUGAGUGUGGAGGAGGAAAGGAUGAGCUAAAAGUUGAGUGGCAGGUUGUGCCAGCUCCAAGUGCUUUUAGGGGCUUCUCUCCUUCUAGUUGUCAAGUACUUUACGCCUAAAAUAAUUGAGUUUGAUCAAUUAUCAUUCAUAUCUGUUUUUGGCCUCGUUAGGCAAUUUUAUUUUAAACUAUGCACAACCCAACUUCUUUUAUAUUGUUUACAUAAUAAUAUUCUACAGCUAGGCUCAAUAUUUGCUUUGCUCUUCUACAUAGACAGAGACAUAUAUAGUGGCACUUUUUUUCAGGUUCGUUUGACCUCUUCGUUGAGCCAAACUUAUUCCCGUUACAAUGAAGUUUUUCUCCUCUUGGUGGCCUAUGAGAUCCGUCAUAUCUUAUCUAAAUCUUGUAGAAUAUUUUGCAUUGGCUCCAAAUUAAAGUUGCCAAUAGUAAAAAGAGAAAAAAGGAUCAUGACCAUUCUUGAGGGUUUGAAGAGUUGGAAGAUCUUUUUCAUGCCUUUAAUUAUUGGAUAGAAAAUUCAAAGUAAUCCAGUUAAGGCCAAAUUUUUUGAAUAAGAUUGUGAAACACGCACGGGUCUCACAGCUUUUACUUUAUGCUUUCGAUUGGAUUUGAGCAAAUUGAGUUGAUUAUAUUUGACAUGCGUCAUGAUGUUUUCAGAAAAGCUUUGAGUUGAGUUUGAGGCAAGUUUCCAUCAACAGAGCAAAUUAAGGAAUAACCAAUAAAAAAAAGGACAGAGCAUUUUGUUUUGUUUUGUUUUUUUCCCAUCACUUACGUCAGAAAGGGAUGCUGAAGAAGCAUCAACGCGGUUAAAUAUGACAUAAAAUUCUUAUCUUAUGUAAAAUUGAAAUUGUCACGUUUGGGGUCUAGAAUCUUCUACAUACGCGCUUAUUACACAACAAUUGGACCUUUCUCCACCCUUUCCAGUUCCCAAACUUCCAGACUAAGCUAGAACUUUGAAAAAAUCCCAAAAGAAACCUCCCCAUAUAAACAUGAAGCCUUGAAAAACUUUGUGAUCAUAUCUGCCUGCAUCUAUUAUCUUACCAGCAAAUAAACAGCUUCAGCUUAGCUUCUUCCGCCUUGAAAUAUACCAAAAACACAGCAACCCGAGACAGAAAAGAAGGAAAGACAGAGAAAGGAGCAAGCAACCCAGAAACCCGGAAAGGCCCGAGGGGGUUGAAGGAAGAAGGAACCAUGUGUUUCGUGUUUGUGUGUGGUGAAGAUGAGACGGUGCUUUCAAGGCAACCAGCACCAGGGGCAUGCCCCUACUGUGGAGGAAUGGUGCAAGCCAUGGAUGUUGAGAGUCGGUGGACGUUCUGCUUCCUGCCUCUCUACUGGAAGACCAAGCGCAAGUUGUACUGCGCCGUGUGCACUAGGCGCUUGGUAGUACAGUGAUAUAAACCGACAUCAUAAUAAAUACAGAGAUUGCAAUUUGUGCUCGUGUAAAUAUGUAAUAUGACUUUUUUGUUGUUACUGAUAAACAAAAUGACAGGCUCUAUUUACAUGCUUGCGG